This is a messenger RNA of Carassius gibelio (silver crucian carp), 1669 nucleotides long. RefSeq lists its product as uncharacterized. The transcript is spliced from 7 exons. Lineage: Eukaryota; Metazoa; Chordata; Actinopteri; Cypriniformes; Cyprinidae. Bases 249 to 1073 code for a protein of 274 amino acids. The record is from RefSeq and is a predicted model, not a curated record.
GCCCACGGCGGGCCCCUGUUCUUGGGUUAAGCCCAAGAAGGGCCCCUGUUCUCGAGUUAAGCCCACGGUGGGCCCCUGUUCCCGAGUUAAGCCCACGACGGGUCCCUGUUCCCAAGUUAAGCCCAUGGCGGGCCCCUGUUCCCGAGUUAAGUCUAAGAUGGGCCCAUGUUCCCAAGUUAAGCCCACGGCGGGCCCCUGUUCCUGAGUGGAGCCCUGUUCCCAAGCUGUUUUCAUCUUGGGAACCUAAAAUGUCCCUUGUGGGGACAUUUGGACCUCAUAACAUAGGUAAUACCAGAAGUUUGUUCCUGUCUUUGCUUCAGAGCUGCAAUAGACUUCAGCUUCAGUGUCUUGUGGAGGGAACAAGGUUCAUUUACAGCAACAACAUGAAGAUCCUUCAGCUUCUGUUCUAUUUGGUAAUCUGUUGUAAAGCUGCAGUUUCAGAUCUUCUGACUGAUUUGGGAUCAAAUGUGACCAUAAGCUGUGAUCUUGAUGAAAAUGAGGUUUAUUGGAUUUUACUGAAAACAGCAGAUCCUCCAACACUGAUUCUACGAAUAUUUCCACACCCCAAACCACCUUUUUACCCAAAUAAAUCAUUCAGAAACAAAUAUUCAGUGCAGUUUAAACAUCGUCUGGUUAUUAAUAAUGUGACUGCUGAUGAAUUAGGAGUUUAUUACUGUAUGAACACACGCACUCCUCCAAAACUCAGUAACAGCACAAGAAUAUACUUCACCGAAUCAGCUCAUCUAACUGAGUGUCACAAUCACACAGUUCUGGAGUUUAUUGAUCAGAAUCAAACACAAUCACAGAUUAUUAUCAUCAUAUCUGCUCUGAUGAACGGGCUUCUGAUCAUUCUGCUGAUCGGAGUAAUAAAAGUUUUUGUUGUUGGAAAAAGAAGUUCAGCAGACAAAUCAGAACAAAUCAAUACUAAUCUACAGCAGAUGCAAGUUAUAGAACAGCAUCAGGACCCAAACCUAUUACAGUACGCCGAGGUGGAUUUUUCCAAGCUGCGUAGAAAUAUUCGGUCAAGCCAAAUCAACAGCACCUAUGCUGCUCUAAAGCCACCAAAAUCAUAAACACGUGUAUGACUGCUGUUGUUGAUGUUCAUGUAAACAUCUAACCACAAACUAGUAGACAGAUUUAACCUGCAACAUAACAGCCAGCCUAACAUUCUACAUCAGAAGAUUUCAAACUGGGUCGGUAGAAACAUUUUUAAAAACAUAGUGUAAAAAUGUGUUUUUGUUUUGGUUUGUUUGUAAAUGUAUUAAAAUGUUUAAUUUGAUUGAAUGUGAUCAAAUGUUAUAAUAUUUCUGCCUCUUCAAAAUAUUACCGCUUCAUUCUGAUAUCUAAAAGUUUGAAAACAUUAAAUGAAUCACACAUGUAUUGAAAGCUAUAAUUUUAUACUUAUUUUAAGGUUUGUAUAGUACAUGUAAGAUUAUUCUAAUAAUGGGCAGGGAAAAAUAUGCAGUUUCUUAACAGAAAGUAAAUAUUCAAAUUUUAAUUAAUAUUUUACUUUUAUUUAAAAUAUUGUUAUUGUUUAAUAUUGUAUGAACGUCACAAUGUUAUACAUGAAAGUAUAUAACUCCCUUUAUAUUUUAGGGAAUCGUCAUAUUCUGGAAUGUGUGGCAUCAAACGUAUGGAACCCCUGUUUCAAAUUAAAUAUUAUUUAGAA